Molecule: messenger RNA, 3856 nt
Organism: Perca flavescens (yellow perch)
Lineage: Eukaryota; Metazoa; Chordata; Actinopteri; Perciformes; Percidae
Product: melanoma receptor tyrosine-protein kinase
Exons: 27
Coding region: 145-3699 (1184 amino acids)
Biological process (GO): protein phosphorylation; negative regulation of apoptotic process; cell surface receptor protein tyrosine kinase signaling pathway
Cellular component (GO): signaling receptor complex; plasma membrane; basal plasma membrane
Molecular function (GO): epidermal growth factor receptor activity; epidermal growth factor binding; ATP binding
Source: RefSeq, a predicted model, not a curated record
GACCCAGGACCAGCUCCAGAGUCUCGGUCACCCGUCCCGGCUGCUCAUGGAGAGACGGUCGGCUCUCAGCCGUCACAGGAACGCAAACUUUACAGGAGUUUAAUUAAAAAAGGAAGGAAGGAAGAAAAAAAACCGCCGCCAGACAUGACGUUUUGGACAGGAGGAGCGGCGCUGCUGCUGCUGCUGCUCGGCCGCUGCUGCUGCACCGAUCCCGGCAGGAAAGUGUGCCAGGGGUUGAGUAACCAGCUGACCUUGUUGGGGACCCGGGACAAUCACUAUGACAACAUGGUGAGGAUGUACGCUAACUGCUCCGUGGUCCUGGAGAACCUGGAGGUCACGUACACGGUGGAGCACCAGGACCUGUCCUUCCUGCUGAGCAUCCAGGAAGUGGGCGGCUACGUUCUGAUUGCCAUGAAUGAAGUGGCCACCAUCCCAUUGGUCAACCUGAAGGUGAUCCGAGGUCAGAACCUGUAUGACAACCACCUGGCUCUGCUGGUCAUGUCCAACUACAACCAGAACCGCUCGUCUCCUACGCUCAACUACAGCAGUGGGCUGAGACAGCUGCAGCUCAGCAGUCUGACCGAGAUUCUGAAAGGAGGCGUAAAGAUGACCAACAAUCCGUUGCUAUGCAACACGGAGACAAUCCAGUGGUGGGACAUCCUGGACAGAAGCAGCAACCCCAGCAUGGUUUUUAAGACAAACACCUUCACACCUAAAUGUCAGCAGUGUGAUCCCGGCUGUUUUAACGGCUCAUGUUGGGCAGCAGGACCGGAUCACUGCCAGAAAUUCACUAAGCUGCAGUGUGCCGAGCAGUGCAGCCGAAGGUGCCGCGGGCCCAAACCCAGCGACUGCUGUAACGAACACUGUGCUGCCGGCUGCUCCGGACCGCGAGCCACCGACUGCCUGGCCUGCAGGGAUUUUAACGACGACGGGACGUGUAAAGACGCUUGUCCUCCUCAGACUCUCUACGACCCAAAAACCCACCAGGUCGUCAGCAACCCUAACGCCAAGUUCACCUUUGGGGCUACCUGCGUCAAAGCCUGCCCAUAUAACUACGUGGUGACAGGUGGAUCGUGUGUUCGUACCUGCGGAGCUGGGAUGUACGAGGUGGAGGAGAACGGAGUCCAACGCUGCAAGGCAUGUGACGGUCCCUGUCCUAAAGUCUGUGAUGGUGUUGGGGUGGGCGCUCUGAUUAAGACGACGGCCGUGAAUGCCUCCAACAUCGAGUCCUUCAGGAACUGCACCAAGAUCAACGGGGACGUGUCCCUCAUUGGGACGUCCUUCAAUGGGGACGCGCACUAUAAAAUCCCGCCCAUGGACCCGGCUAAACUGGAGUACUUCAGGACAGUGAAGGAAAUUACAGGUUUUCUGUUGAUCCAGUCCUGGCCGGAGAACCUGACGUCUCUGUCUGUGUUUGAGAACCUGGAGAUCAUCAGAGGAAGAACAACACACGCGCAGCACAGUCUGGCCGUGGUGCGGGCCAAGCACCUGCGCUGGCUGGGUCUGCGCUCUCUGAAAGAGGUGAGUGCCGGCUUGGUGAUCCUGAAGGACAACUCUGAGCUGUGCUACACGCGGCCCGACCAGUGGACGCGCCUCUUCAGAUCCAGAGACCAGACAGUCAGCAUGCGCCAAAAUGCUCCACCAGACUUCUGCGAAAAGCAGAAUCGAACUUGUGACCUGGAGUGUACAGACGAUGGCUGCUGGGGUCCGGGUCCCACCAUGUGUGUCGCCUGUCGGCAUUUCAACAGCAGGGGGCGCUGUGUGGCACACUGCAACCUGCUGCAGGGCGAGCCCAGAGAGGUGGAGGUGAACAGUAGCUGUGUCCAGUGUCACCCAGAGUGUCUGAUGAAGACCGGGACCCCGACCUGCCACGGACCAGGUCCAGACCAGUGUUCCCAGUGUGCCCACUUUAAAGACGGCCCCCACUGCGUAGCACGCUGCCCCCACGGCGUGCUGGGAGACGGAGACACGCUGAUCUGGAAAUACCCCGACGGGUCGGGCCAGUGCCAGCCCUGCCACCAGAACUGCAGUGACGGGUGCUCUGGAGCCGGACUGUCUGGAUGCACCGGUGCUACCACCCACUCCACGCUGGCGGCCGGCGUGGUUGGCGCGCUGCUGAUCGCCGUCAUUGUGUCGGUGGUCAUCUUUGUGUUGCUGCGGCGACAAAGAAUCCGGAGGAAGCGGACCCUGCGCCGCCUGCUGCAGGAGAGAGAGCUGGUGGAGCCGCUGACUCCGAGCGGCGAGGCUCCGAACCAGGCGCUGCUCCGCAUCCUGAAGGAGACAGAGUUCAAGAAAAUCAGGGUGCUCGGCUCCGGGGCCUUUGGGACCGUCUUCAAGGGUCUGUGGAUCCCCGAGGGAGAGAACGUGAGGAUCCCAGUAGCCAUUAAAGUUCUCCGAGAGGCCACGUCACCUAAAGCCAACAAAGAAAUCCUUGAUGAGGCGUACGUGAUGGCGAGCGUGGACCACCCUCACGUGUGUCGCCUGCUGGGGAUCUGCCUGACGUCGUCCGUCCAGCUGGUCACUCAGCUGAUGCAGCACGGCUGCUUGCUGGACUACGUCCGGCACCACCGGGAGAACAUCGGCGGCCAGUGGCUGCUCAACUGGUGUGUCCAGAUUGCCAAGGGGAUGAACUACCUGGAGGAGCGUCACCUGGUGCACCGAGACCUGGCGGCGAGGAACGUCCUGGUGAAAACUCCGAACCACGUCAAGAUCACAGACUUCGGCCUCGCCAGGCUGCUGACGGCCGACGAGAAGGAAUACCACGCUGACGGGGGGAAGGUUCCCAUUAAGUGGAUGGCGUUGGAGUCAAUCCUCCAGUGGACCUACACACAUCAAAGUGACGUCUGGAGCUAUGGUGUGACGGUGUGGGAACUGAUGACGUUCGGCUCCAAGCCGUACGACGGCAUCCCGGCCAGCGACAUCGCCGCCGUGCUGGAGCGAGGAGACCGGCUGCCGCAGCCGCCCAUCUGCACCAUCGACGUCUACAUGAUCAUGGUGAAAUGUUGGAUGAUCGACCCGUCCAGUCGUCCCAGGUUCAGAGAGCUGAUAGUGGAGUUCUCUAAAAUGGCCAGAGAUCCAUCCAGAUACCUGGUUGUUCAGGGCGACCUCCCCAGUCCGACAGAUAGCAGGUUUUACUCUCGCCUGCUGAGCUCAGACGACAUGGAGGAUGUGGUGGAUGCUGAGGAAUACCUGCUACCGUACAAAGGAUUGGGUAACCAGGACAACCAUACCUGCAGCGCCACGAACGGUUAUCCAGUCAGAGAGAACAGCAUCGCUCUGCGUUACAUCACCGACCCGACACACAACACGCUGGAGAAAGAAGACUUCCCAGGCCAUGAGUACAUGAACCAGAGUAUGAGUGACAACAGUCAGAGCAGCAGGCUGUCGGAUGUGUUGAAUCCCAACUACGAGGACCUGAGCCUGGGUUGGGGCGCCGCCUCGCACCCCUUCCCGCUGGAGGAUCUGAAGCCUUUCCCCCGAGUUCCCGAGGGCCCCGAGGUCCCCGAGUACCUGAACACCGCCCAGAGCUCGCUCCCGCUGGCCGCCAGCGACAGCCUCGAUAACCCGGACUACCAGGCGGACUUCCUGCCCUCCGCCACGAACAGUGUUCCUUUAACGGGGAAUGGUCUGUUCCUCCCGGCAGCGGAGAACCUGGAGUAUCUGGGUCUGGGUGCUGCGCUGCACGCCCACGUCCGCUAGGGGGGGGGGGCGACGUGCAGCGGCCUUCAGACACUUAAAACUAAAGCUGUGAUGUUCUGUGGAAAACAAACUGCCUGUGGGUACGCCAUCUGUGCUACCUGCACGAUCCAAAGUGAUGAUAAUCCUGUUUUACGCACCUUUGCACUGCAAUGGCAAU